Molecule: messenger RNA, 4698 nt
Organism: Puccinia graminis f. sp. tritici CRL 75-36-700-3
Lineage: Eukaryota; Fungi; Basidiomycota; Pucciniomycetes; Pucciniales; Pucciniaceae
Exons: 5
Coding region: 32-4192 (1386 amino acids)
Source: RefSeq, a predicted model, not a curated record
UUAAUAUAGCUGGUUCUACUCAAGCCCAACCAUGUCAAUCUUCAAGGCAAUCAACAACGUCCUUGGUGUUGGAACGAAAACCCCCAGCACCCCUCGAGUCUCCUCCAAUUCUUCCACCGACCGACCGGCCGACACCUCGCAAUCUCAACUAAUCACCUUCCAAAACUCAUGGCACAUCAUCAAGAACUCACUUUCUUCCCCCAGGCAGCGCCAUCAGCUACUCGAAUCAACCUCUAUCAAGGAAAGACUCGAGCUGAUGUGGGAGUGUUUGGCGGUCGAAAACAACAUCCCGAUCACUAAAUCGAAUCCACCACUUUCUCCUAUUGUUUCCCAAACUCCAGAAUGUGUUGAGUAUUUUCUUGAAAAUGACGUACCCGGAAAUCUCGUCGCAUUAUCCUUGCCCGAUCAACCGAUCGGCGUCAAAGGAUUGGUCAUCAAAUUCUUCUUAUCACUCGUCGUCUUCAUGGACGAGAAAUUUGUAGUCCACGCCAAAGUCCACAAGCCAUUGGUCAGACUCUUGCGAAGUUGCGUCGAGCCAGAGCUAGGUUCAGACGAAGGGGAUGAUGCCGGCUGGGGGAUUGGAAGUUUGAACUAUGAGGAGGCUGUUGUAGAACUAAUGUGUCAUUUGUGUGCUCGAAUUAAAACAUACCCAGAACUUUUGCUUGUUUUUAUCCACAAUCGCUCUCGUUCCUCCCAGGCACAAACCGCCGAAGCGGUUGAUGAGCCGUCGGUUGUUCAGCCUAUGCCAAUUACCCCGUCGAGCUCCCAGACGCCUGCUCCAACUGGUGUUGGCAGCCAGCCAACCACACGCAAAUCAGUUCAUUUCUCCCCCGUACCGCGUCCGCCUUCCCCAUUGACUUCAGAUUUUUCAGCAGCCGGUAACACGGGCAACAGUCCUACUCACACCACCCUCAGCUCCUCCUUCUCAUCCUCAAGCCACCAUUUGUACAACGAGGCUACCAGGAAAUCAGAUUCCAAGCUGGCUGCAAUCGGCAAUGCACUGAAAGGAGACUCAGACAUGCUGAUAUUCUCAUACCUUUUGCGCUUCCUCCAUCGUGAGGGUCGGACCGGUGAUCUUGCAAGAGCUGGACUACUUUUCUUGAUGGAGUUAGCGAUGGGCCGAUGUUCCCAUCCACCAGGAGACGCCGUCCUCAAGUCGCAGCCAUCUCAAAUAACUGACCCUGAUCAACCCACCCCAGCUGAUACGAUCUCUAUGGCAUUUGGAGAAUGGGUGCUCGACUCCGAUUUUGCGGAUGUAUUGGGCGCUAGCUUAGGGGCUGCCUAUGGCUUACUACCAAGCAAACUCGUCAUCACACCUCGUGACCCAAGCAGUGAGGACUCAACGGGAAGAAUGGUCCUAGGGGGCAUGGGCAUACAUUUCUCUGAGGGCUCAGCUGAAAGUGCACAGGCGAUCCAAGAGAAGGAGAGGGAGGAACGUCGUCAGAGACUUCUAAUCGGCCUAGGCGUCUCAGGAUCAGCUGAAUUCAGGACACAGAUCGAUCUUUUCUUGAAGAUGAUCGAGUUUGCUCAGGACGUGAUGAGGAAUGUGAGUCCUAGUACGUUGGACCAUUACGUAUCACCCACCGAACUGCUUUUAGCAUCCCAAACACCCGGGUCAGCAUUCCUUGGUUCCGCUCCCCCGCCAAGACUCAACCCAACUAGCCAUCUUCCGGAACCAGUGCACGAUGAAUCUGGACCUAGCCCGUCGGAAAUCGUGGCUUCAGCUGUUUCCUCGACCGUCCUUCUUUCAAUUCGGAAAUCCUUUCUCACUGGGAUCAUAUAUCCCUCUCUACUCGAAUGCUCAGAAAAUGAUGGCAGCGCGGUGGCUGUGAUGAGCUACCUCGAAGCAACUUUGUCACUACUGGAAACCGACGGCGAACUGAGCGAUAGUGUGCUCAGAUUUUUAAUGGCUGAGGCUGAUGAAGAUUUCGAGUUAGAUGCUGGCCUCCGUGCAAGUUCAAAUCAGCCCGAAGUCAUGCAACUAGGACCUUCCUCUCCUUUCAUCAAUCCCAAUCGACGAAACUCUGGGGCGAUCUCAAUCAUCAAGGCGGAUUUCAACAAAGCCAAGUCUGGACGUCGGGUACGAAAUGAGGGGGAUAGAUUAAUGUCUGAUACUGGGAUUACUUACUUUAAUUCGUUGGGGCGAUUCACGUUAAAAGACUUGUUGGUCAAUAAUAUUCAAUCUACCGACAGCCCAACAGCUACGGCAGCUUUGAAGUUAUUACAUGUGAUUCUAGUCAGACAUGAUCGAUACGCCCUUACCUUAUUGGACAUUAUUCCAGAUCCGAGGGCGACAGCAUUUCCCUUUCCUCACAGCAUGGACGUAAACCAGAAAGAAAGUGGGCUAGAUUCAGAUUCACAAAUGUCCGACAACGAAGAGUCGGAAUUUGUUUAUCCCACAGAUGGUAAUCAAGUUAAUUCAGAUGAUGAACCAGACGAUGCUGAGGAAGAAUUUAAAUACCCCGGGGGAAAUGAACAUGUCAAAUCUGCGUCUGAUGAAAAUGAAGAAUUCAAGUAUCCAACGCCAACGAAACCACUAAGUGCCCUAUCUUCGGUUACUCCAGCCACCCAGUCACAUGCGCAAAGUACGAGCACGGGCCGAUCUCACUGCUUGAAGCCCUCUUUUGAUUUGGUUAGAAGUAUCCACUGUUCGCCAUGCCCAACCUACCGAGCUCACCGAGAUGAGAUCGAGUUUCUAUCAAACUUGGUCGAGUUGAUUGACCCAUCUAGUAUGGUGAUGAAAGCCGAUUCAAUCCCUGGAUCUCUUAGCACCGCCUUUCAACAUUAUUUGUUAGAUGCAGAAGCUGAAUUGACUGGAACGGCUACAUUCCGUCGUGGACUGCUGUUUGACUAUGUUUCAGCUUCCGUGAUCCCAAGCUCUCAACCUGCCGGAGACAAGCGCCAAAGUAUGCGACCCAGCAACUUCAAUCACAAUCAACCAGCCUCAAAGCACGAAUCUCCAUUGGACUUCAUCGAUCAACCGGUGAUUCGGCACCGACUUUCUGCUGAAACUCCUCUAAUGUCUAGCAUUUUGGAGUCACUAGCCAAGUUUUUUGUUCAGCCGCCGGCUCUAAACUUGAUCCUCACCGGCUGUGUUGCUACGCUAGCUUCGUGUCCUACAAGGUCUUUAGAAGGAUGGAUGUUGCCCAUCCCUAACCCAGAUGAUGAUGACGAUUCAUUUGACCAAUCGGUCCUCAGCUCAUGUACUCCCCGGAAUCCGAUAGUUGAUUAUGACGAAGGAGACGAUCGAUCGAUCGACUUUGCUGUGGACGAAUACGUCAGCAGUCAUCGAAAGUCGAGCUCGAGGAGAACCUUUGAAUCUUCUUUUAGCCGACCCCAAGGCGCAAGUGAUGCGGAUUGUCUAUUGGAAGUCUAUCGACAACUCGCUGAACAAGUGGCAGGUUAUCGUAGAACGAUCACCAACUUUGAUAAAUACUUGAAAGAACGUCGCCAAGGUUUGAUCUUUGUUGAGAAUUUGGAAGAUGCGUUGGAUACUCUGACAGGCACGAUGUCCAAAUCUGAAGUUGUUGUCGAGAAGGAUCAACGGACGGCCAAUCCAGCUAGACAACCGAUCCAAAACCCCAAAAAGCCGAGCGUCUCUCCUGUUGAACCGCCCACGAAGCCGAAGGAUUCUUCGUUUUUUUCAUCGUUCUUUAAGGCUAGUAAUCCUUCCAAGUCACCUUCGCCAACGGCUCCCAGUCCACGGACACAGUCUGACAGACCAACGGAUCCGGCUGGGGGACGGGGGAGUCGGUCGGUGGCCGUGAAGCCGUUCUCGGACCAUUACCAACAGACCGGCUCGAUCAAGCUGACCAUCGUCCCCGUAAGCACGCCGGGCUCAACCAAAAAACGGCAGCGAUCGCUACUCAAGAUCGAUUUCUCCGACGAGGAAGAAACCGACACGGAUUCAGAAAAUCCUGGGCCAGACACCCCAACCAAAAAGACCCUCCAUGGCUCACAACUGCCCUCCGUCAAACUCUCGCAACCGUCCUCGAGAAAACAUAGGGCCGAAGAAGCUCCGCCUGAUCACCCCGUCGAACCCGAUAGCCCCCCUCUUGAUAAUGAGAAAACCGUGAUCAGCUUGUCUAUGCUCUUAGAUAAUGUCGUCAUCUUGGAAGAGUCGAUCAAAGAAUUGGGCGCAAUCAUUAGUGCUAGAAAGUCUCUUGGUAUCGAUCCCGUUCGGAUCCUUUAACUCUUAUAAUCUCUUGCUUUUUUUUCCUUUCAGGAUCGCUCUUUCUCUUCUCGCCUUUUUUGGCAUUUUUAUUAUUAACUUUCUUUUACACACCCGGGUAGUUUUCUUUCUUUUUUUCAUGUAUUCUUUGUGGCCAAGUUCUUAUUGCAUGUUGCUAUUUAAAAUCAAAAAGAGAGGAAGAUACUGAAUUUACCAACUCGUCUUCCAUCGUUCAUCUGCAAAUACAUUAAUUUUCUAUGCUUUCCUGGCUUUCUCUUUCUUUUUCCUGCUUUCUUGUUCUUUUUUUAUCAUUAUUAUUGUGGCCCUAGAAAUGAAUUGUCGUGCUCACCUCUCCUGUUUCCCUGUCUCUCUCUCUCUCUCCCCUCCCCUUUUUUUGGACAUUUUGAUUGAUAGGACGUAGAUCUUGUAGAUGGGUAUAUUUAUUGCAUAUUGAAAGUCUUGUUAUGAGAGGAAAACAGCCGUUUGACAUAAAUUCUUUGAAAUAUUAUAUGAAGUCGGACAACGUG